Molecule: messenger RNA, 669 nt
Organism: Ictalurus furcatus (blue catfish)
Lineage: Eukaryota; Metazoa; Chordata; Actinopteri; Siluriformes; Ictaluridae
Gene: ppp1r17
Product: protein phosphatase 1 regulatory subunit 17
Exons: 3
Coding region: 379-669 (96 amino acids)
Biological process (GO): regulation of phosphatase activity
Molecular function (GO): protein phosphatase inhibitor activity
Source: RefSeq, a predicted model, not a curated record
GGGUAAGUGUCACAUUAUUACCUCUUCAAUUGGCACAUACACUCUUUUAAGAACGUUUUUUAGGAAAAAUACUAUUAUGAUGAAUGAAAAUAUCUGCCUUCUUUACUCAAUCUUUUCUAAAACAAAAUAAUCAGUCUGUUUUGUGCUUAAAUGACCAAUUUGCAUAGCAAUUUGAUUAUGGAAUCCUUUCAUUAUUUUUCCUACAUUGUAAAGAGAUGUCAUAUUUUCAUUUAAUGAACUGCACUAAGUGAGAAUUGCACUGACUGCUUUUAAAUUUUUGCUUAAAAUGUACAGUGCAUUUAAACUGAUGUAUAACUCCAUGGUACUGAUUGUGGCCUAAAUAAUGGAUGUGGGUGCAGUGAGAGAGUAAGCUGUUAUAUGAUAUGUGAACAGACUGCCAGCAUGUCUACAGGCUGCGUGAGGUCACUCUCAGAGACAGCAGAGCACAGUCUCAACAAGCAGGAGCAUCCCUAUGAGGACACAGAGAUGGACAGUCAGAAGCUCAGAAGCUCAGAGGACAGUCAGCAAGAAGAACUGGGACAAAAGAAACCACGCAGGAAAGACACGCCUGUGCUCAACUCCCCUCCUCUCAUACCAGGGGUAAGGUUAAUGAAAGGGGAAACACGUCUGAUUCACUUGGAAGAUGAAGAAAAGGAGACAAAGAAAUAG